Lymnaea stagnalis (great pond snail) is the source of this 7382-nucleotide messenger RNA. The record is from the annotation of a GenBank genome assembly. NCBI's taxonomy places the organism in Eukaryota, Metazoa, Mollusca, Gastropoda, Lymnaeidae.
UAACAUUUGAUUGUAACUAAUCUGUCCCGUCCCCCAUCCAUCCCCUUUCGAACGCUGGUUGCUUAUCUUUAAAACGGUGUUCAUUGGUUGUUUAUCUGACGCGAUGUCAUAUCAACUAACUACUUGAGAGGAGUAACUGUAAUUCCCUGGCACAAUCGUCAACAUUUCUCACGACACAACACUGCAGGUAAGACGGACUGAAAUUACGGGACCAAUCCAAUUGGUUUAGAGUGUAAAAAUGGACGACGAUUUCCAUUCAAUAUAAUAAUUUUGAGUGUGUUUUUUCCCCGUUUGUCCAGCGAUUAAACCUUUAAUCCUAGCAUUGUGUUUACGUUUGGGGUUACGGAUGGGAUUAAUGGUUAAGAUCAAGUUAUGGUUAGUGUUAAGAUUAUGAUUUAAGUUUAGUGUUCUUAAUCUUAAGCAUAACACUAAACGUAACCAUAAUCCCAAAGCUUAUAGCUCUGACUUAGUAAACAUGUUCGUGUUAAUGUUAUGAUUCGGGGUUAGGGUAAAGUUAUGAAUAAGUUUAGGGUUAUGUUUAAGUUUGAGAUUAGGGUUAGGGUUAUUUCUUCAUCGGCGGGUCUUUUUUUUUCAGUAUAGGAAUAAAUGCAAAUGAAAAACAUUUUUAUAAAUCUAUGUCAUGUCAUCCCUAGUAACUUCUCGACAGUAACGUUUUGCCAGUAAGUUUGGGUUCUUUUGGUAAGAUUUUGUUUUAUUGCCACAUUAACCUGGCAUUUUCAGUCUUCCUCUUACUGUCUCGGGGUACUCUGACUGUCCAAAUACAACUGAAUGUCGUAAGUGCAAAUGACGGUCAUUGAUAGCCCUAGGGAACUCUGACUGUCUUAAGUGCCAAUGACAGUCCUAAGUUCAUCUGACUGUCUUAAGUGCCAAUGACAGUCCUAAGUUCAUCUGACUGUCCUAAGUGCCAAUGACAGUCCUAAGUUCAUCUGACUGUCCUAAGUGCCAAUGACAGUCCUAAGUUCAUCUGACUGUCCUAAGUGCCUUUUUUUUUUAAGCGCCGCUGACCGCCCUACCUGCAAUGCAUUACUACGCAGCCCUUGUACUGAUCGUCAUCACCGGACUGACUACUGCCGCUCUCCCUGACCAGGCCAAGAAAAUGUUUUUAUCUAAACACAACAAAGCUAGGGACGUCGCACACGUUCCGCAUCUGGUAUGUAGAUAAGUUGAUCCACUGAACGUAGGUGCUGGAGUAAAUUUUGGGCGACGAAUCCCGAGUGGUAUAGUUAGCUUAUAAUUUAAGUAUUAAAGAGAUAUUGAAAAUAGGACAAAAAUAUACUGUACUUACAAUUAUACCAAUAAAAUCACAACAGCUGCAUUUUAAAAAAAAAAUGAUCUUUUAUGAACUGAAUCUUUGUUAAAUGGCGUCUUCUCCUGGGUCCUAAAUGCUUAAAGUUGUAUUUCUAAUUUUUCCUUUUUUGUUUCCUCACGAGGAGUGUUGGAGUAUACUUUGUUGUUGUGUUAGUGUAGACCUAGGUUAUUACAUCUACCACAUUGGCUUGGUCUUAUUGUUUCAUGUCACAUCACGUCAUCCAAAAAAUAUCUCUGAUUACCGUUCUUCUUCAUCUUCUAUGUCUUAAGGGCCCACGAUCAAUUUAUUGAUCAUUUUGGCUCCUGUGCAUGUAGAGGGGAUUUGCAAUGUUUCUGUGCCUGAUGUUAAUGAAGAUAUUUCACUGGUUGCAAGGGCUACUUUGUGAGGGUGUCAUGCACUGGGGGUUGGAAGGUUGUCACCCUAAGUUUACGGCUUGUCUUGUUCUACUUCGCUCCACUUUUUUCCCCAUCACAAUAUUUCUUUUUAAGUGGGUCAGAAAACGUAGGCUUAAUAUACACUGUUUAGAAUUAGCCGUGUUUUUCCCAGAGUUCCAGUGUCUCAUAAUAACGAGUUGUUGUUUUUUUUUCCUUCUUGUAACAAAAAGAAAAAAUAAUAAUUUCUGCGCGGACUUUUGAAACUAGGAAUGGCGAGCGAAUACAAAAGACACUUAGCAAACACUUUAAAAAAGAAACGUAUAUUUCCUCUAAUAUGAUUACAUGUGUAUUUAAACACUAGGAAACACUGGAACAUUAACCAACCGGAAAAAGGAUUUAUGAACUGUUGGACGUUUGUUAUUUGUUUUUUUCCAGGCGUGGAGCGCAGCCCUCGAGACCUACGCCAGAAAUUGGGGGCAUAAGUGUCUGUGGAAACACAGCAAAGGGCCCUAUGGGGAAAAUAUUUACUCCUCCUCUCGUAAGUCUACUGUGAAACUGAGAUCUAGCGCCGCGUUGGUAAUCAUUGUUUAAUUCUAAUUUCCCCGGGUUACAAUGGGUUUAAAGAAGCUGGCAAGACUUGAGUUUCACUUAAAAUAAAUCAAUGUAUUAAUUAGAAAAAAAAAUUAAAUAUAAAAGAUAAUUGUAUGAUGUUUGAAAGGUAAUUGACAAUUACAGAAUGUUUGAUAAAAAAAUAGACAAUUACAGAACGUUUGAAAGAUAAUAGUGGAUUAAAGAAUGUUUGAAGGAUAAUUAGACAAUUAUAGAAUGUUUAAAAGUUAAUAGACAAUUAUUGAAAAUUGAUAAGAUCAUAAACUAUUAUAGAAAGUUUGAAAGAUAAUUGACAAUUACACACUGUUUGAAAUAUAAUAGACAAUCAUCGAAUUGUUUGAAAAAUAAUUGACAAAUAUUGAACGUUUAUAAGAUAAUAGACAAUUAUAGAAUGUUUGAACGAUAAUCGACAAUUAUACAAUGUUUAAAAGAUAAUAGAAAGUUAUAGAAUGUUUGAAAGGUUUUAUCAUGCUAUAAAAGGAUAUGAAACGUCAUUUUAAAAAAAGUUAUGAAAUGUUUGAAGGUUGUAUAACAAAUAAUCAAAGAAUAGGAUAUGUUAUGCAAGGUUAUAAAAUCCUUCACUUUAGGUAUCCCGUCUUGUACUUUAGACAGUUACUUCACUUCUCAUCGUGUAGCUAUUUAUAGAAGUUAUAGUUAAUCUCAUUGGGGCAAAUAUAUAUAGAUUGUUAUGUAGCACGAUUUCCUGUGCGUGAACUUUCCUCGACCUCGUAGUACACUCCUAGCAGACAGUAACGUCUGUUGUGGGCGUGGCUAAAUCUCUUUGAAGUAGCUUGUUUACAAUCGGCUUCCAAUUACGCAUUGGGUAGAAUGUCACCGGGUAACUUCUCGAAUGUACUCCUUAACCCGAGAUAUGUAAAUAACACGUCAUAGGUCAUUCUGGAAACGUCUUACGCUACAUGUAUAUAAAGGAUUGACAGAUACGAAGAGACGGAGAUUUUCAGAUAGAUAUUUUUACAUUACCAGGCGUGUUUUAUUCUUUGUGUAUUUGUGUGCUCAUAUGUGUUUAUUUCGCAUUAUUUAUUGGCACAUUGUUCUAACGGUGUUAACUGUGUACCGGUACGAGAUCUACCAUACUGUAAGUUGAAGAUUGUAAUUAUAAUUUCUUUUCUUUUGUAAUUAUUUUUAGACUUAAUAAAUCAUAAUCGAUUGUAACUAGAAACUGUUUUGGGUCGUAUCUUUAAUAUUGUUGAUUCUAUGGUAUCGUCCUUUGUUAGGCACUGUUUACAACGAGCCAAUUAAAAUUAAAAUAGGAGAUUAAUUUCUUCCAAUACAAGACAGUGCGUAACAAGAUAUAGAUUUAUUAAAUCAGUAUUAAUUGUGAAUUUAAAAAAAAAAAUUUUAUUAGUUCUUUCUCUUGUCUUCUCCCUAAAGAUAAAACAAAUGAACUCGAAACACUAGCCAGGAGUGCGACCGACAUGUGGCUUGCGGAGAAACCAAGAGGGAUUCACUACGUCAACGUAAGUUUUUUGGGUUAAUGGCUAUUACUUCCCUUGGAACAUUUUUUUUUUCAAGCCCACUUUUUUAAAAAAAAAUAACUUUUAGGCUGGAGAGUAAUUUUAAAUGAAGAGUCGGAAAGAUACAAUAAUCUAUGAAACAUUUGAACCUUGAGGAUAAGGCAAGUUGCGAUUCUUGUGUAGGCAUGAAAAAUACAAAUUGCACUAAUGCACUGGUUCUCAACCUUCCUAAUACCACGACCCUUUAAUACAGUUCCUCGUGUUGUAGCGACCCCCAGCAACAAAAUUAUUAUCUUUGAUGCUUUAUAACUUAAGAGUAUAUGCGUUCUCCGAUGGUCUUAAGCGACCCUUAUGAAUUGGUCGUGCGACCCCCCAAAAGGAUCGUGAUCCACAGGUUGAGAACCGCUGCACUAAUGCAUCAAAGCAGCCCAGGAAACAAAGAGGACAUGGUCUUGGAGUGAACGAUCUUUUUAGUCUUUUUUGUUUUACUUUUGAAAAACGGAAGGCUGAUAAAUGGUAUACAUUGUGUCCCAUGUGACUUAAUUAAUAUCCUGAUGUCAAAACAGGUUACCGGAAAUUUGAUCGACAGAAAUUUCGUUCAAAAAGAAAUUUGAUGCAAAAUUGUAACGUAAAAAUUGAAAAGAAGAUUCGACCAAAUUUCCAUUCGAUCAUAUUACCAUCGACCAAUUUACCGUCGACGAAAUUUCUUUCGAUCAAAUUUCCGGAUGCGGUCAAAACAUUGGCGCGUGAGCCAAGCUGGUCCAAACCAAGAUAACACAUCUAACCUCUUCAUUGCAGGAGUUAUCAAUCUCAGAUUCGGUUUGUAGUUUCCCCACAAUAAAGAAUAUUAACCUCAGAAGUGAUCUUUCACAUAAUCCUAAAAAGCCGAGAUUUUCAAUUUAUUUUUCAUUGAAAUACUUCUUUACUAAAACCCUUGUGUGUUUUAUUGCAAUAUCAUUGCGUAUCAAGUGAUUAUCUUCAAGGUGCCCCAAGCGGUGGCAUAUCAAUAGUUUGUGACGCCUCGGGCAGUCCUUGCUUUAAUUCCCUCGGUUAACGAAAACAAUGAUAAUGCAUAAUACAAAAUAAAAACUAAAAUAAAACAAAAUAGUUCAUAAAUUAUAUAAAAUAGCUGUAUGUAUCAGCUGAUAUCUAUUAGGUAAUAAUUGAUAAUCAUUUUUUUUUAGGGCAAGACAUUAAUAAAAUAACAUUUUAAGGGCUAGAUUUUUGUACGUACGCAUUGGGGGGGGGGUGUACCAAAAAGUACAUGUGAAACAGGGGGUGGGGCGAAAAUAAAAAUCAGGGGCAUGGCGAGGGGGGCAGAUGUCCCCGGGCGCAAGCUAGUUAGGGGCGCCAAGAUGUGCUUUUACAUUAUAUUAUUGGUAAAAAUAAUAGGUUUGAGAGUUGAACAAAGUAAAGGGGGUGCUUUAAAAUGGAUCUUGACCCCGAGCGCGAAUCUUGUCCCCGGGCGCCAAACAUCCUCGCUACGCCUCUGAUAAAAAUAUUUAAAGUGGUAGAUAAUGUUAAAAUGAUAUUUUAAGGGCGUCAUGAUAAUAAGGGUGGUGUACUCGGUCCUUCUAGGCAGAAGCAGUAGCUUUAAAUCCUGACAUUGACUUUUUUUUUCACGCCUAUAUCAGGGCUCCCUACCCAUUAAAAGGUUCUAAAUGUCUCAACCCCACAUUCGGGGAGCGAUUCAGCUCAUCCCACGGGGGUUGUCAGGGUUGGCAGGGGUCAUAAAGGACUCCCCCCCCCCUCAGCAUUGUUUAAAUGCCACCAACAUGAAGCCAUAUGCAACAUGACUAGUAAUACCAUUGCUUCAACAGAAAAAAACGGGGCAACUUAAAAUAAAUAUAACAAUGGCGUGUUGUAGCUUUUUAGAAGUUAGCAGCAACUGCCAAACGGCUGGCUGGCGAUCACGACACGGUGUAGAAACUGUGAGUCACACGACCGCAGUGUAACCUCGGGGGGUGGGGGGCAGCUACGAUUUUAAAUGACUUCUGGUGUCCUAAUACGAUAUUGAUGUCAUUUUCAGAUGGUGAGAAAAGCCUACAAGCACGUGGGCUGUGCCAUAGUCCACUGUUCAAACGCUCAUCUGAACAAUUUCGUCAUAUGUGAUUACAGGUAACGAAGUUCACACCUCUAUAGGGUUGACUGGGUAGACGUUGUUUUCCUGACAAGUUGGUUGAUACGUUCAGCCACAAAGGAGUGUAACUAAAUUGUAUGUUGAUCACAAAUAUUUUGAUUGAGUUAUUAGUGCUGAAUUUAACAUUUCCUUUUAUUUUAUUUAUAAUUUUAUCUACAAAACAAAAUGGUUUAGGUUGGGGUAAGGUAGUGGAUAGUUUGGUAGUAGAUGGUAUAGAAGUAGAUGUUGUUGUAGUAGAUGGUGUAGUAGUGGAUGGUGUAGUAGUAGAUGGUGUAGUAAUGGAUGGUGUGGUAGUAGAUGGUUUAGUAGUAAAUGGUGUAGUGGAUGGUGGGUUAGCGGAUGCAGGGGUAGUGGAUGGUGUAUUUAUAGAUGGUGUAGUAGAACAUGAUAAGUAGUGGACGAUGUUGAAGUGGAAUAUUAUAUACUGGACGGUGGGGUAGAGUAUGAUGGUGAAGUGGAAGAUGAGAUACUGGAUGGUUGGGUACUUGAUGAUGGUGAAGUGGAAGAUGAGAUACUGGAUGGUAGGGUUGUGGAUGAUGGUGAAGUGGAAGAUGAGAUACUGGAUGGUGAAGUGGUGGAUAAUGGUGCAUUGGAAGAUGAGAUACUGGAUGGUAGGGUAGUGGAUGAUGGUGAAGUGGAAGAUGAGAUACUGGAUGGCGGGUAGUGGAUGGUGGGGUAAUGGAAGAUGAGAUACUGGAUGGUGGUGUAGUGGAUGAUGGUGAAGUGGAAGGUGACAUACUGGAUGGUGGGUUAGGGGAUGGUGGGGUAGUAUAUGGUGGGAUACGGUAGGUUAGUGUAUGGUAGAGUAGGGUAAUGUAGUAGUGUAGAGUAAUAGAUGAUGGUUUAAGGUAAAGGAUUGUUUUGAUGGAUAUCGUAGGGCAUAUCGGGGUAGUAUUUUUAUGUUACAUGUGAUCUCAUCUCUGUUUCAUCAAGUUCGUCGACUCAAUUUCGUUUCCAAGUUAAAGUUUUAAUGACCUCGACCCUUUCUUGUAUUCUCAGUGGCUAACCGAAUCGGAUGGUUCCGUGGACGCAUUGCGCCAUGACGUCAUCAUUCGGCUGUCACGAAAAGAAAGUCUUUGGUUCAAGGCUAUUUUUCUUUUAACCAUCAACCUUCAUUUAUUUUAAAGAAGAAGCAAAGAUAUUGCGACAGCUGGAGAGGAAGAUACAAAACUAGUCAAAUUAUAGUUGAUGUUCUAGGCAUUCAAUUUUAUUUGUGAAAAAAAAAAGAAAAUUUGUUAGUGCCAACAAAUUGUUGUUAAAUUGUGUGCAUGCGGGCGUAUCUGUGUGCGUGUGUUUGUGGGUGCGUAUGUGUAUGUGUGAUUGAGUCUUAUUGUUUGUUAAAGACCAGGAGGUGAAUUCUAUGAUAGCAGACAGAAAAUGGGCUCGUCAUUUGACAGCACUGCCAAGUUAUGACAGCGAUUUAAGUUUUCAGAGAAGGGGGGAUGUGGAGGGAG